This is a messenger RNA of Trichoderma atroviride IMI 206040, 1683 nucleotides long. RefSeq lists its product as uncharacterized. Gene Ontology annotation, cellular component: fungal-type vacuole membrane. Gene Ontology annotation, biological process: vacuole inheritance; nucleus-vacuole junction assembly. Lineage: Eukaryota; Fungi; Ascomycota; Sordariomycetes; Hypocreales; Hypocreaceae. Gene Ontology annotation, molecular function: protein-membrane adaptor activity; protein binding. The record is from RefSeq and is a predicted model, not a curated record.
AUGGGUAUUUGCCACUCGACGUGCUGCGGAGGGCGAGCCCGCGAUGGCCUCUACGAGCCCGCGCUCGCCGACAGUGAGCGAGAGGCAGUCGCCGAUCUGCUCCAGUAUCUCGAAAACCGCGGCGAGACCGACUUCUUCUCCGGCGAACCGCUCCGAGCCCUGAGCACGCUGGUCUUUUCCGAAAACAUUGACCUACAACGCAGCGCCAGCUUGACCUUUGCCGAAAUCACAGAACGAGAUGUCCGCGAAGUCGACCGCGAUACCCUCGAGCCCAUCUUGUUUCUGCUACAGAGCCCCGAUAUCGAGGUACAGAGAGCGGCCAGUGCAGCGCUUGGAAACCUCGCCGUCAACACCGAAAACAAAGUACUUAUUGUCCAGCUUGGCGGCUUGACUCCUCUCAUCCGACAGAUGCUGUCGCCAAAUGUCGAAGUCCAGUGCAACGCCGUGGGAUGCAUCACAAACUUGGCUACGCACGAAGAGAACAAGGCCAAGAUUGCCCGGUCAGGGGCUUUGGGUCCCUUGACCAGACUGGCCAAGAGCAAGGAUAUGCGAGUCCAGAGGAAUGCCACCGGAGCUCUCCUGAACAUGACACACUCUGACGAGAACCGGCAACAGCUUGUCAACGCCGGCGCCAUUCCCGUCCUUGUCCAGCUUCUGUCUUCUCCAGAUGUCGACGUCCAAUACUAUUGCACGACCGCUCUGAGUAACAUCGCCGUUGAUUCCAACAACAGGCGGAAACUGGCUUCUUCAGAGGCAAAGCUCGUCCAGUCCCUCGUCAAUCUCAUGGACUCGUCGUCGCCCAAGGUGCAAUGCCAGGCCGCUUUGGCUCUCCGCAACUUGGCAUCCGACGAAAAGUACCAGUUGGAUAUUGUACGAGCCAACGGACUGCACCCACUGCUUCGCCUCCUCCAGUCAUCAUACCUCCCUCUCAUCCUCUCCGCCGUCGCCUGUAUCCGCAACAUCUCAAUCCACCCCAUGAACGAGUCUCCCAUUAUCGAGGCCAACUUCUUGAAGCCCCUGGUUGAUCUCCUGGGCUCCACCGACAACGAAGAGAUCCAGUGCCACGCCAUCUCAACGCUACGAAACCUGGCUGCCAGCUCGGAUCGCAACAAGGCGCUCGUGUUGGAAGCCGGAGCCGUGCAGAAGUGCAAGCAACUGGUGUUGGACGUUCCCGUUACCGUCCAGUCGGAAAUGACAGCCGCCAUUGCCGUCCUUGCCCUGAGCGACGACCUCAAGUCUCACCUGUUGAACCUCGGAGUAUGCGACGUCUUGAUUCCCCUUACCCACUCGGAGAGCAUCGAAGUACAGGGCAACAGCGCUGCUGCCCUGGGUAACCUGUCUUCCAAAGUUGGCGACUACUCCAUUUUCGUCCAGAACUGGAACGAGCCCAACGGUGGCGUCCACGGAUACCUGUGCCGAUUCCUGCAGUCUGGCGACGCCACUUUCCAGCACAUUGCUGUCUGGACACUGCUGCAGCUGUUCGAAUCUGAAGACAAGACGCUGAUUGGCCACAUCGGAAAGGCCGACGACAUAAUCGAAAACAUUCGAGGCAUUGCCAACCGCCAAGUCGAAGCGGACCCCGAGGCGGAAGAGGAGGACGAAGGAGAAGUCAUCAACCUGGCGCAGCGAUGCCUCGAGCUUCUUGGCCAGAGCAGCCAAUCAAAAGCACACAUCGAAGGCUAA